Molecule: messenger RNA, 2034 nt
Organism: Serinus canaria (Common canary)
Lineage: Eukaryota; Metazoa; Chordata; Aves; Passeriformes; Fringillidae
Gene: IRF2BP2
Product: interferon regulatory factor 2 binding protein 2
Exons: 2
Coding region: 149-1900 (583 amino acids)
Biological process (GO): regulation of transcription by RNA polymerase II
Cellular component (GO): nucleus
Molecular function (GO): transcription corepressor activity
Source: RefSeq, a predicted model, not a curated record
GGAAGGCGAGGGGGAGGGGGCCCGGCGGACGGUCCCGCUGCGGCCGCGGCUCCCGAGCCUGCCCGUCGGGACUCCGGUGACGAGGGGCGGAGGAGGCAGCGGCCGAAGCCGGAGCGGGGGGCGCUCGCCGCUGCCCCGGGGCCGGGACAUGUCGUCGGCGGCGGUGGCGGCUGCUUCCCGCAGGCAGUCGUGCUACCUGUGCGAUCUGCCCCGCAUGCCCUGGGCCAUGAUCUGGGACUUCACCGAGCCCGUCUGCCGGGGCUGCGUCAACUACGAGGGCGCCGACCGCGUGGAGUUCGUCAUCGACACGGCGCGGCAGCUGAAGCGGGCGCACGGCUGCUUCCCCGAGGGCCGGGCCCCGCCACCGCCCCACGCCAAGCAGCCUCCGCUCUCCGCCAAGGAGCUCCUGGCGCAGCAGCAGCAACUCGGCCACCCCUCGGCGGCGGAGGCGGCGGCGCGGCCCCCGCCGCAGCCCCUGGAGCGCUACUCGCUGGCGGCCGAGCGGCCGCCGCCCCGCCUGGGCGCCGAGUACGGCGGCGGCCGGCAGGUCAACGGGAUCCUGGUGCCCAACGGCUUCCCCAAGCCCGAGGAGCCGCCCGAGCUCAACCGGCAGAGCCCGAACCCGCGGCGGACGCACGCCGUGCCGCCCACCCUAGUGCCGCUGGUGAACGGCGCCGGGCUCCCCGCCGCCAUCGGCGGUCUGGGCAGCCGCGCCGCCGCCGCGGCCGCCGCCUCGCUGGCCGCCAUCUCCGCCGCGCCCGCCCCCAUGGCCGUGCCCGUGCCCCAGCAGCCGGCGGCGGCGCAGGCGGCAGCGCAGGCAGCGGGGCAGCCCGGCGAGCUGGGGCACAAGCGCCCCGGCUCUGUCUCCUCCUCCUCCUCCUCGGGUGGCGGCGGCGGCGCGGCGGGGGAGCACGACAGUGGCGCCAAGGAGAAGCGCGGCUCCGCCGAGAGCCUGCCGGCGGCGGCGGCGGCAGAGCUGGCCGCCGAGGGGAAGGGUCGGCCGGGCGCCGAGCAGGAGUGGCUGGCCAAGCCCAAGACGGUGCGGGACACGCUGCUGGCCCUGCACCAGCACGGGAGCCACACCGUGGCCCCCUUCGACAGCAAAUUCAAGAAAGAGCCGGGCAUGGCGGGCGGCAGGCUGCUGGGCUACGAGACCAACGGCUCCGUGGCCAAGCCAGGGGCCCGGGCUGCCCGGAAGAGGAAGCCUUCUCCCGAGCCCGAGGGCGAGGCUGGACCCCCGAAGAUCAACGGGGAGGUGCAGCCCUGGCUGCCCACCCCGUCGGAAGGGAUGAAGCUGCCGCUGACGGCCACCCCCUUCAUGUCGCCCCCGCCGCCCACCGCCUCGCCCCACUCCAACCGGACCACGCCGCCCGAGGCGGCACAGAACGGCCAGUCCCCCAUGGCCGCCCUCAUUCUGGUGGCGGACAAUGCCGGGGGCAACCACGCCUCCAAAGACGCCAACCAGGUCCACUCCACCACGCGGAGGAACAGCAGCAGCCCCCCCUCGCCCUCCGCCAUGAACCAAAGAAGGCUGGGCCCCGGCAGGGAGGUGCCGGGCCAGGGGGCCAACGCGGCGGCGGCGGGAGGGCUGGAGCCCGUGCACCCCGCCAGCCUGCCGGACUCGUCCCUCGCCGCCAGCGUCCCGUUGUGUUGUACCCUCUGCCACGAGCGCCUGGAAGACACCCACUUCGUGCAGUGCCCCUCCGUCCCCUCCCACAAGUUCUGCUUCCCCUGCUCCCGGCAGAGCAUCAAGCAGCAGGGAGCCAGCGGGGAGGUGUAUUGCCCCAGCGGGGAGAAGUGUCCCCUGGUCGGCUCCAACGUCCCCUGGGCCUUCAUGCAAGGGGAGAUCGCCACCAUCCUGGCCGGAGAUGUGAAAGUGAAAAAGGAGAGGGACUCGUGACUCGCCUGCGCUCGCUGCCCGACGUCACCUUGAACUCGAACUGCUCGAAUUCUGUAUAUAUCUAUAAAUAUAUAUAUAUAAAUAUAUAUAUAUAUCUCCAAGACAAGGGAAAUGUAGACUUCAUAAACAUGGCU